Messenger RNA from Drosophila elegans, 1493 nucleotides. Its product is annotated as prolyl 4-hydroxylase subunit alpha-2. Gene Ontology annotation, molecular function: L-ascorbic acid binding; iron ion binding; protein binding. Lineage: Eukaryota; Metazoa; Arthropoda; Insecta; Diptera; Drosophilidae. The record is from RefSeq and is a predicted model, not a curated record. Gene Ontology annotation, biological process: peptidyl-proline hydroxylation to 4-hydroxy-L-proline. Gene Ontology annotation, cellular component: endoplasmic reticulum. The coding region runs from base 1 to 1395 and encodes 464 amino acids. The transcript is spliced from 7 exons.
AUGAAAAGCUGUCACAGUUUGCUACUACUAAUACUCUUCUGGAGGCAAACUAUUGCCCAUGAUACAACAAAUUCUAUAAACAAAGAAUUAUUUGGUACUUCCAUCACGGGACGUUUAAAGCUAUUGGAAAUGGAGCAACAAUUUAUAGAGAAUAUAAAGGCUUACACCAAUAAAAUGGCCGAGAAGGUUAAGAAUCUGCAAGCAUAUAUUGACUCAAUUGAUUUUGUGGUCAGGCAAAGCUUAGAAGAUCGAGAGAAAUAUGUUAGUAAUCCAUUGAAUGCGUUUAGUUUAGUGAGACGAACACAUCAAGAUCUACCAAAAUGGCACAAUUACUCACAGCAAAGUGUGGGAUUGGAGGAACUGUAUGCGUUAGAAGAAAUAAUGGCCAAGGCCCCUGAUGAAAAUUACAUGGAAUACUCUUUACGAGAAAUGCAGCAGCUUGAAAAGACAUACGAUCUUGAGGCCACAGAUUUAGCAAGAGGUCGUCUGCAGGAUAAACAAUACGACAUUAAACUUUCCUUACGAGAUUGCCAUGUUUUAGGUGAGCACAAAUUAGAAAAGGAAGACUAUCAUAGAGCUUCCAUGUGGUUUCGCAUGGCCAUCAAACAUGAACCCGAAGAAAACGCCGAGAUAAUCAAUAAUAUUCUUGGAGAUCCCAGGGAUAAAUUGUAUAUGCAAUAUGCCAAAUCAAUGCUUAUGUUUGGCAUAACUAGGUCAAAUCCCUUACUGACUGUUCAAGAAGUUCGAGCAAUAAACUACAUAGCACUUCAAAAAGCCAGCCUAGCAGACGUAAAAUCACUGGUAUCCCAAUUGCUAAGCCAAAGCGAUGAGAAAAUAGUUUGGGAAAUGAAUUUAAACAAGACAGCCCCAACCGACUACGAAUUGGGAUGCCGUGGGCUGUUUCCCAGGCGGAAGAAACUAGUUUGCAGCUACAACUUCACCACAACUCAAUUUUUGAGACUAGCACCUCUGAAACAGGAAUUGUUGAGCAUGGAUCCUUAUGUUGUAAUUUACCACAACGUUCUUUAUGACGACGAGAUCGCAAAACUCAAUCAGCUUUCGAAGAACAACACUGCCCUUAAUAUCAAUUUCAUCAAGAAUCGCAUCUUUCGACGCAUCACCGACAUGACAGGGUUUAGUUUUCCUCUCACAGAUGAGCUUAAAUUAUCAGACUAUAGACCAUCUGCGCAUUUGGAGACUCACUCAACAGGAAGAUUACUGUGUUAUGCUAACGAUGUGGAGCAGGGUGGUGCGACGGUUUUUCCAAAAUUAAAAAUAUCUGUCUUGCCCCAAAAAGGAAGCUGUUUGUUUUCGCAUAACAGUGAACAGCGCGAUUGUCCAGUUCUUCAAGGAAAUAAAUGGGUUCUUACCAAAGAUGUGGAUGUUGUACACUGAUUUUCCGACCAAAAUGCAACAUAAAAUAAAUUUACGCUUAUUUUAGAUGUAAUAACAUAAAUUAAAAAUAUGUUUUUAUAACUAAUUUAAUAAAAUCA